AUGGCCAGUCAAUCAAUCGUGGAGAUAGCACCGCGAGGUGAUGUCGUCCUCGUGUGUGGAAGCGCCGCCUGCACCAAGCUGCGCGUGGAGUCGAAAGUGCUCGCUCUCGCCUCUCCGGUCUUCCAAGCCAUGUUCGAUGAGAAGAAGUUUCACGAAGGCACCACGCUCGCCUCAUACGGCUUCGUUGAGAUCGCGCUCCCAGACGACGAUCCCCUUCCCACCAAGACGAUCUGCCAGGUCCUACACAUGCGCUUCAACGUCCUCGGCGAGCAUCUCAGGCCCAAGGACCUUGUGGACAUCGGCAUUGUCGCAGACAAGUACGAUUGCAGCCGCGCACUGAGUGGUCCCGCAUACUUCUGGUUCAGCCGACUGGUCGAUGCGGUGGAUGACAGUGGUCGGACUCAGCUCUUCAUUGCAGCGUAUUUGCUCAAGCAAGACCAACUCUUCCGUCAGAUAAGCCAUGAUAUGGUGAUGAAGACGUCAAACAAUGUGCUGCCCAUUGCCUACCAUGCUGAAUACCCCAUGCCCCUGCAAGAGGCCGUCGGUGCUCUCAACCGUCAGCGCUCAACUCUCGGCGUGAAGAUCGUGCGGUUCAUCGAGGAUGCCGUUCUCGACGUAUGCGAUGACGGAGGUCCCGGCCAGUGCACACCCGAGUGUCCCACGGUGAUGCGUGGGACAAAGUUCGUGCUUCAACUACGAGCUUGUAACCUGUGUCCCCCUUCUAAAAUUCUCAUUCGGCCUCUUGAGCAGACUUGUAUGGCUUUGGAGUGCUUCCAGCCAUUCGAGGAGAGUCUCUCAGGCUGUUCGGGCGGGUCAGUCUACUGGUGCAAAGGCGCCUUUUUGAAGCGCUCCGCCACAAUCAAACAGGAGUUCUCUGAUAUGGUGAAGGAGACGGAACAGAACGCACUGCGCUUGUGCCUCAAAUGUGUCCAGAGUGGCGAAAUCCAGCAGGGCAAGUGCGAGAAGGAUCAUUCGAAGUGA
Molecule: messenger RNA, 981 nt
Organism: Zasmidium cellare ATCC 36951
Lineage: Eukaryota; Fungi; Ascomycota; Dothideomycetes; Mycosphaerellales; Mycosphaerellaceae
Exons: 2
Coding region: 1-981 (326 amino acids)
Molecular function (GO): protein binding
Source: RefSeq, a predicted model, not a curated record